UGAACGCGCACCUUUCCAUCCGUAUCCAAGCAGCGUUACGCGGAGGGAUGUGAGAGAGUAACAGUGCCGUAGUGUUGAUAUCGUCCUACUGGACUGUUCAGGGAAGCACCGUUAUUCCUCUACUGCUCCGUUUAUCAUAAUAAUCUACACACCUGAGCAUGGAGGCGAUAAAAUCAGCCGGGAGAGCCAUAAUAAAAAGUCCUGGAGUUCCUAGGCAUGCAUGGGGAACUGCCAAGCACGAAAAGCUUCCAGAGAACUGGACAGACACUAAGGAGACCCUGAUGGAGGGAAUGGUGUUCAACGUGAAGUACAUGGGCAUGACAUUGGUUGGUCAGCCUAAAGGAGAGGAAAUGGCUGCCGCCGCCAUUCACAGGAUUGUCUCAACGGCUCGUGCAAGUGCAAAAAAAUUUCGGAAGGUGACCCUCACCGUUUCCCCUAAAGGGAUCAUCAUUACAGACACGGAGACCAACGAUCUUAUAGAGAACGUGUCUAUUUACAGAAUCUCCUACUGCACAGCUGAUAAAACUCAGGAUAAAGUCUUUGCCUACAUCUCACAGAGUGAGUUCAGUGAAACUCUGGAGUGCCAUGCCUUCCUCUGCCAAAAGAAGAAAAUUGCCCAGGCAGUCACACUUACAGUAGCACAGGCUUUUAAAGUUGCUUUGGACUUCUGGGAAAUUGCCCAAGAAGACAAAAGUAAGAAGGCUCGUACAUGCUGUUCCUGUUCAGACAGCGAUGUUCAUGUGGAAUCAAAAUCUCACUCUGCUUCAGGGACUGAAAAAUCCCAGACUCUGAUGGAGCACAAACUACAGAAGCCUUUCCUCUCCUCUUCCAUCGUUUCACUAGCCCCACGCAGCCAGCCUACCAGGAGACGGCCAGUCAAGCAUGAUUCCUGGGAUAUGGAAGAAGACAGCCUCAACACAUACUCAAGCAGUAUGGGGGUGGAGGUGACGGAGACAGGUAAGUCAGAGUCAGACCGUCAGAUCCCUGCUUCAGAGCAGUGUUUGAGGAUGCAGCUGUGAGCUCACUGGAGGAGAACUUCAUGUCUCUCAGCAGUCAAGAGACAGAUUAAACACACACACAAACACUGACAAAAAGAACGCUAUCAUUAUCUAUCAGUGUAAAAGGUUCGUCAUGCACUGUAAGCACAUAAUACCAAAUGACAGCAACAAGAAAGCCCUGCAUAUUUAAUUAGCUAUUUUCUAAUGAAAUUUGUGUUUUUACAGCAAAUAAAGAGAGAAAAGGCUGCAGAGCUGUUUAACUAAACCAGAUUUUGCAUUGUUUUUGCAAAAUCUGGUUUACUGGAAUUGCAGUCGUUCAUAUAAAGCCGUUCACUCCGUGUUGAAAGUUUACAGAUUUGCUGGUGUUUUGUUCACCAGCAGACUUUAUAUGUGACCAGCUUCAAAAAAUUUACAUAUAGAACAUUUAUAAAGAAAUGUAUUAUCCACAUUUUAAUACAAAAAACAUGAAUUAUACCGCAACUAAAGGUGUGAUGACAUUUUUAGAUAAUAAUAGAGAAUACAUUUUCACCAUAUGAAAAAUUGACGUAUAUAUUUAUGACAUUGUGCAACCAACAAAAAUAGUCAACGAAUGCUCUUUAAUUUACAGUAAAUAAAUAAAGCAUCUCUGAUUUAAGAUUAUACUAAUAAAAAGGUCAUUAAAGGUAGUUGAGUGAUCACGUAUGGAGACACAGAUCAAUUCUGGUAUUUUUAAAGACCAGAAGAUUUCAAAAACCGAAGUCUGGGUCAUAUGUGAAAAAAAAAACAUCCUUACCUCGAUACCUAGACAUUUUUGUGAUACACAGAUUGUAUCGUAACAUUUAGUUUUGUUGAAGCACCAUUAAGAACAGUGAAGCCGUACUGUGAGUUUAGAUUUUUCUUUCCUUGGUGAUUUUUGCAAAAAUGUAAGUGAUUAACUAGAGAAAAUAAAUCCCUCAGUACACAAGUUUAAUGUCUUCUCAGUUACCUGUAAGAAAGAGUAACAAUCAAGUAAUAAAAGCACUGCCAGUACUGAUGAUGAUGCACAUGCAAUACUCAGACUAGUUUAUCCUGAUGUUAUAUCACAAUCGUAAUCCCCUAGCCAUACACGAGCCUUAGAGAUGAUUAUUAACACUGUGUUUAAACUGGAUUCUGCCCAUUUCCCCGUCCCUGAGACAUAGUGCUACUGGUAAUGACAGAUUUUUCUUAUAAGAAUAUCAGGGUAACUGAUGCUGUCAUUUCUUUUAGCAUUUAUCUUCUGACAAACCUCCAGAAAUGAUUAUUAUUGUCAUCCAUGUUUUCAUAACUGUUCUAUGGAUUUAUAUAUAAUUCUAGCAGCAAUAUAAUUAAACAUAUUAUUUACAGUGUCUGGAAUUUUUUUUGUGAUAUUUAUUCUGUUUGUUUUUUUUGUCAUUUACUUACCGUAUGUAGAUUUCUAUAGUUAUGUGUAAUUGAUAUAAUGACUUGCUUUUUAUUUUCAUUUAAAAGAAUUAUGCACUGUAUCAUUACAUAUUCGUUAUGUAAGAGGGAUAUGUUGCCAUUUAACAGUUUCACACCUGCUAAUCUUGUGCUCUCAAUAAGUGUGUACAAUAAGUCACGUUUUUCUGCACAUCUGGUACAUUUUCUGCGUUUUCACCCGAAAGCAAUUGAUGUGAAAUCCAUCUGCUGAGCUCACAGUGAAAGCACUUCAUUCAUCCCUGCUUUCCUGUUCUUUUUCUUCCAAGGUCAAACUAUAACAGAAGCACAGUAAAGGUGAAUAUUUCUCCUGUUUUCAGAUGAAGUACCAAAGGUCAAACUAGGUGUUAUGUUAUGUUCUAGGUGUUAUGUCACCUCUUGUACAUGUUUAACAUGGAACCUUUUUAAUAUAUUUGACUGUCUCGUAUAGGAUGUUUAAAACUCGCUUGCACAUUGUAAUGGUUUCUAUGGCAAUUUAUUUCAGCUCAUUUUGUGUAAAUGAAGAUGUUUAUGCUCCAUCAGCCUGCAUGCACCAUGUCAGGGCAAAGUCCUGCAUGUCUACAGAAAAAAUACAAUACAUGAAGGACAUUUCAUUUCUGUUCAUCCUAUUUAUGUGUAUAUGACACAUUCAGUCUAAUACAAGAACCUGUGAUGAUUCAUACAUGCUGGAGAGCAAAAAAUUCUUUUUUCUUUCAUUUGUUGGUUCAUUUAUUUGCUGGUGCUAUUUCUUAAAAAAAAAAAACUAUGCAAAGUUUAAAUUUAC
Molecule: messenger RNA, 3192 nt
Organism: Tachysurus fulvidraco (yellow catfish)
Lineage: Eukaryota; Metazoa; Chordata; Actinopteri; Siluriformes; Bagridae
Product: low density lipoprotein receptor adapter protein 1-B
Exons: 10
Coding region: 159-1019 (286 amino acids)
Source: RefSeq, a predicted model, not a curated record